This is a messenger RNA of Orbilia oligospora ATCC 24927, 1542 nucleotides long. RefSeq lists its product as uncharacterized. The coding region runs from base 1 to 1542 and encodes 513 amino acids. Gene Ontology annotation, cellular component: nucleus. The transcript has 3 exons. NCBI's taxonomy places the organism in Eukaryota, Fungi, Ascomycota, Orbiliomycetes, Orbiliales, Orbiliaceae. Gene Ontology annotation, molecular function: DNA-(apurinic or apyrimidinic site) endonuclease activity; oxidized pyrimidine nucleobase lesion DNA N-glycosylase activity. Gene Ontology annotation, biological process: base-excision repair; base-excision repair, AP site formation; nucleotide-excision repair. The record is from RefSeq and is a predicted model, not a curated record.
AUGCGUUCCGCGAAAACACAGGCCGCGCAGAAGAUCCGGUCGUUCGCAAACACCACACCUACAACGCGCCGGACGAGGACUUCAACUGGUACUACUUCUACAACUACUACUACGAUAGUAUCAAAAUUACCUUCAUCGCAGAAAUCAAAGCCAAAAAAGGUGGUGGCAGAGGCAGAGGAACAAGAAGGUGAAGAUGAUAAUGAUAUCUCAGAUUCCGAGUUAUCAUCCGCACCGUCGGAUCUUGAAUCUGCAUAUUCCGAGUCUCAGAGAGCUUCUAGUGCUGAUGACGAUGAGGAAUAUACAACAUCUCCAUACUUCAAUUCUUCGUCCUCCUUAGCACAACCAUCCAAAAAGCGAAAACAUAACAAUAACAGUAACAACAUCAGGAUAAAAACCGAAGACGAUGAUGCUAUCAAAAAGGAAGAAGAAGAUGAUGAUGAUUAUGAAGGAGAAGAAGAGGAGGAGGAAAAGAAGCCAAAGCCAAAAUCAACAUCAAAGCCAAAACCAAAAUCAACCCCCAAAACCGUAAAGAUCAAAAAGGAAAAAGGAAAAUACGUAGACGUUCACUACGACCCUCCAGAAAACUGGCGAGAAAUGUACGAUUUAAUCAAAGAAAUGCGUCUACGUAUCCCCGCCCCAGUAGACACCGUAGGUUGCGCGCGACUCGCCCAAAAGGAUGUCCCACCGAAGGUCAAACGCUUCCAGCACUUAAUAGCCCUAAUGAUGUCCUCCCAAACCAAGGACCAAGUAACCGGUGAAGCCAUGCGACGUUUACAAACAGAACUUCCCGGCGGCUUAACCCUCGAAUCAAUCCUUGAAGUCUCACCUGCCCGAUUGAACGAAUUAAUUGGUCAAGUAGGCUUUCAUAAUCGAAAAACGGAGUAUAUAAAAAAGGCUGCUGUGGUAUUACGUGAUAAAUUCGAUGGUGAUAUCCCUACUGAGGUUGAGGAUAUGAUGUCAUUGGACGGCGUCGGUCCUAAAAUGAGUUACCUCCUAGAACAAUGCGCCUGGGAUAAAUCCACAGGUAUAGGCGUAGACGUCCACGUCCACCGUAUCGCAAAUAUGUUCAAAUGGGUUCCACAAUCUUCGGAACCGGAGGUAACACGCGUAUACCUACAAUCAUGGCUACCUAAGGAACUAUGGCGGGAAAUAAACUGGCUGCUCGUCGGCUUCGGACAAUCCGUGUGUUUGCCUAGAGGUCGACGUUGUGAUCUUUGUACUUUGGGACCGAAAUCCACGGGUGGGAAUGGGAUGUGCAAGGCUAGCAUUGUGGUUAAGAAUAAAGCACCUACGACGCCGAAGAAGAUUAAAAGGGAGGUCAAGAUCGAGGAGGACGAGGAUGGGGUUGUGGUCAAGAAGGAAGAGGAAAUGACCGAAGAGAGCAAUUGGCAGGUAGCGGAUCCGCUAGGAAUCGAUGCAGACACUGACAUCAAAAUUAAAAAGGAGGAGAUAAAGGAAGAAACCGAGACCUUCCCUAACGAAAUACCAGAUAUAGAGGAUAUAGUAGGCCGUCCGAGAAGAAACGCGAAGAGAAAGCGAUGA